Molecule: messenger RNA, 255 nt
Organism: Hyphopichia burtonii NRRL Y-1933
Lineage: Eukaryota; Fungi; Ascomycota; Pichiomycetes; Serinales; Debaryomycetaceae
Exons: 2
Coding region: 1-255 (84 amino acids)
Cellular component (GO): mitochondrion; MICOS complex; mitochondrial inner membrane
Source: RefSeq, a predicted model, not a curated record
AUGUCUACUGAACAAAAGAUCGUUCCAACCGCUCCAUCUCAAAACUUAUUGAACGACAAGUGGGAUGUUGUUUUAUCAAAUGCUUUGAUCAAGACCGGAUUAGGUUUCGGUGGUGGUGUCUUAUUAUCGGUGUUGGUUUUCAAGAGAAGGGCUUUCCCCGUCUGGCUCGGUAUUGGGUUCGGUUUAGGUAGAGGUUACUCUGAAGGUGACUCCAUCUUUAGAUCCAACCACGGUUUAAGAACCACUAAAGCCUAA